UUCUCCCACCUGGGUGCCCUCCUUCCUUCUCGUCCUCCCUUUCUUCAGCCUCAGCCACAAACAAAGAAGCGCCUUCUCUUCUUUCUCCUGGAGGAAGGAGGGAGGAGGAGGGCGAAGGAGGCUGAGGAGGGAACAGCCCCCCAUUUUGUCCCCUUCCCUUGCCCCACAAGCCCUUCGACUCCACGCUCUUUUUCUCUCAGGCAUUUUCAGCAAGACAAGAUGUCUUAUUCAGAGAGAGCCCAUCAAAAUAAAGAUUACAGGAACAACGAAAAUCCCAAGACUAACAGAUAUAUUGAUGAGAGAAGUAGAAAACCAUAUCCAACAAAUGGAAGGUCAUCACCAGGAACACCUGAACAUUCAAGACCUACUACUGCUUUCACAGACCCUUACCAGAGCCACCCAGGAACAAUGUAUGGAGAUGCCAAUUAUCCACGUCUGUCUUAUCCUCCCAAAGAGACUUUUUCUGAGAAAUGCUCAAAUCUGUGCUCCAGAAGAGGUAUCUUGCAGUUUGUUGAAGUAACAGUCAACAUUUUGGUGCUGGUCUGCAUAGGAGCAGCCCAAGCAGGAGUUUCUGGUUUCACCUCUGGGUUAGGUUUGGGCUCAUUCAAUAUCAAUUCAGCCUAUAGUCCAUUUGAAGGGACCGAAUUCCAGCAAGUAAGGGACCUGGAUAUGCAGUACAACCAGAUGAGAGCUCCUUGCGUGUAUGGAGGAGUGGCCUUUGGCCUAACUAUGAUGUGCCUCACACUUUUCUUCCUCAUCAGUGGAGGGAAGCCCAUUCAUCGUCUCACAUUUCGGUUGCUGGCUGCAGAGUUUGUCUUUGAUAUCCUUGCUUGCCUUGCAUACAUUGUGGCUGUUGGCCUCUACCUCCAUUUCGUCAUACAAGUCAAUGCAACAGAUGUGUGCCAGAGGAAAGAGAGACUGUAUGCAAGAAGAGGUUAUACAUCUAUGAACUGCAUUGUGCAGGGAGGAGAUGCCUCUGUGGCUCUCUUUGGCCUUGUGGCAGCUUGCUUGUAUUUUGCAAGCACUAUAGUCUGUGCUCUCACUGUUCGAAGUGUGCGGGAGUUUAAGAGACAGGAGGCCAAAAUUCAGUACAGUCUUGAAAGAACCUACAGAGAAGGUGACUAUCCCAAGACGUAUAACAACCCAGAAAGCAACCAUGCUGUGGGGACCUUUGCCACCCUUGUAUAGCCUGUUCAGGUACAGUAUAAGGGAACACAAUCAAGGAAAAUGGAUGGUUGAUCUGCUUCAGAGUAUACAAAACCAGAGCUGUGUGUAUUUAAAUACAAUCCACUCUAGGCAGUACACAGAAGUAAUAAUAUUUCCAUCAAAAAUGGAAGUAAUUAAGAAAGUGUUCCAGAUUUCCUUCUUCUGUCAAUGUAAAUGUAUGGAUGGAUUUUUAAUUGACUGACUGUAACUGUUCAUGAUUGGGCUAAUGAAGGCUACUGCUGUGAUGUGAGGGGUGGUUCUCCAAAUGUUGUCAGAUAACUCCUGC
Messenger RNA from Sceloporus undulatus (fence lizard), 1492 nucleotides. Its product is annotated as MARVEL domain-containing protein 3-like. The transcript is spliced from 4 exons. The coding region runs from base 220 to 1188 and encodes 322 amino acids. Gene Ontology annotation, cellular component: membrane. NCBI's taxonomy places the organism in Eukaryota, Metazoa, Chordata, Lepidosauria, Squamata, Phrynosomatidae. The record is from RefSeq and is a predicted model, not a curated record.